CGCCACGGCGCCGGCGUCGCCUCCUGGCCCCAGAGCCAUGGUGCGCGCAACGCGCACACUGCGCGCGGGACUCUAAGCUCCGGCAGCGCCGCGCGCUCCCACCUCCCCUCUCCCCUCCGGGCUUCUCCGCCAACCUCACUUGCAAGCCAUGAAGCUUUGGCCCGGAGCGCCUCGCCUUUGAGCCCUGCCUCGCCUGCCCAAGCCCCGCGUCGCUGCUCUCCGCCACAGACAGGACUCCGGCCACUGAAGCUCUGCAUCGUCUCCCAGGGAUCGCACCCAGCCGCUCCGGGAUGGCGCUGCGCGGGCCCCUCCGGCUCCGCAAAGUUCGCAGGAGGCGAGAGAUGCUGCCCCAGCAAGUUGGUUUCGUGUGCGCGGUGCUGGCCCUGGUGUGCUGUGCGUCCAGCCUCUUCGGCAGCUUUGGGCACAAAAGAGCUUCUGCUAGCAAACAUCUUCUACCAGAUGCGUGGAGAAAUAGAAAGCUGAUGGCACCGGUGAAUGGGACUCAGGCAUCCAAGAAUUGCACAGAUCCUGCGAUCCACGAGUUUCCCACGGACCUGUUCUCCAACACGGAGCGACGGCACGGGGCCGUCCUGCUGCACAUCCUCGGUACUCUGUACAUGUUCUACGCCUUGGCCAUUGUGUGCGAUGACUUCUUUGUUCCGUCUCUAGAGAAGAUCUGUGAGAAACUCCAUCUGAGCGAAGAUGUGGCUGGAGCCACCUUCAUGGCCGCGGGAAGCUCGACCCCAGAGCUGUUUGCCUCUGUCAUUGGCGUGUUCAUCACCCACGGAGACGUUGGGGUUGGGACCAUCGUGGGGUCCGCCGUGUUCAACAUCCUGUGUAUAAUUGGCGUUUGUGGAUUAUUCGCCGGACAGGUGGUCUGUCUGACAUGGUGGGCUGUGUUCCGAGACUCUGUGUACUACACGCUGUCUGUCAUUGUGCUCAUCGCGUUCAUAUAUGAUGGAGAAAUUGUGUGGUGGGAAGGCCUGGUGCUCAUCGUCUUGUAUGUGUUUUACAUUCUAAUCAUGAAGUACAACGUGAAGAUCCAAGCCUUUUUCACAGUCAAACAAAAGGCCAUUGCAAAUGGCAACCCAGUCAGCAGCGAGCUGGAAGAUGUGAAGGAAAAGCCUCAGUACAGCAAAAACCCAGUGGUGAUGGUGGAUGAGAUCCUGAGCUCCAGCCCUCCCAAGUUCAGCUUCCCGGAGGCAGGCUUGCGCGUAAUGAUCACCAAUAAAUUUGGGCCCAGAACCCGACUACGGAUGGCCAGCAGGAUCAUAAUCAAUGAGCGACAGAGACUGAUCAACUCGGCAAACGGCGUGAGCAGCAAGCCGCUUCAAAACGGGAGGCACGAGAACAUCGAGAAUGGGAACGUUCCGCUGGAAAACCCCGAAGACCCUCAGCAGGAUCAAGAACAGCAGCCGCCACCUCAGCCCCCACCCCCCGAGCCAGAGCCGGUGGUGCCGGUGGAGGCCACCUUCCUGUCACCUUUCUCCGUGCCUGAGACGCGAGGGGACCGAGCCAAGUGGGUGCUCACGUGGCCCCUCACCUUCCUCCUGUGCAUCACCAUCCCCAACUGCAGCAAGCCCCGCUGGGAGAAGCUCUUCAUGGUCACCUUUCUCACCGCCACGCUGUGGAUCGCCGUGUUCUCCUACCUCAUGGUGUGGCUGGUGACCAUCGUUGGAUACACACUGGGGAUCCCUGACGUCAUCAUGGGCAUCACUUUCCUGGCGGCAGGGACGAGCGUUCCGGACUGCAUGGCGAGCUUAAUCGUGGCGAGACAAGGCCUUGGAGACAUGGCGGUCUCCAACACCAUAGGGAGCAACGUGUUUGACAUCCUGGUAGGACUCGGCAUACCGUGGGGCCUGCAGACCAUGGUUGUUAAUUAUGGAUCCACGGUGAAGAUCAACAGCCGCGGUCUGAUCUUUUCUGUGGUGCUCUUGCUGGGCUCCGUCGCUCUCACUGUUCUCGGCAUCCACCUAAACAAAUGGAGACUGGACCGGAAGCUGGGUAUCUACGUGCUGGUUCUCUAUGCCAUUUUCUUGUCCUUCUCAAUAAUGAUAGAGUUUAAUGUCUUCACCUUCGUCAACUUGCCGAUGUGCCGAGAAGACGAUUAAAGCUGAGCCGCUGCCCGUGGGGAGCCGUUCCAGACACCCCAUGAUGCUGGCAUCCUCCUCUCUCUGCUUCCCCCACCACGAAUCUCGCCUGCAUCCGCAGCCACCGUCUUGUUCCUUUGUCCACCAGAAGGAAAAGCCACCGUGGCCUCUGUCUGGUCACAGGCCAGGCUGCCGGACAUCCUCCUCCUCGCUGGAGUUCCACCCCCAAAGGCAAGAUUCAGGGGCAGUUGUUUGAGCAGCUUUCCAGACCUCUGAGCUGCCAGCCGUGGGGAUGUGGCGAGCAUCUCCAUUCUCUCUUGCACACUUUGGAAGAAAGCGUGGUUUGUCUUUCUUUGUCGCGUGGGCAGCCUUGGACAUGGGGCAGUCGGCGAGCAUGAGUCUCGCGGGGCAAGUGCAAAAUGGGAAUGCUGUUGUCAAGUGUAACCUCUGGGCUAGAGGGCAGGAGCUCAGGAUGCAGGAUGUGCUGCUGAGAGCCUCCGACUCUGCUGGAGGCACUUUAGGUGCAGAGGGGUAAGGCCUCAACCUGUUGGGGUUUGGGGCAGUGCCUGCAGUUUUUCUGGGAAAAUUGGAAGAAUGUAAACAGUUUUUCACUGCAUUAAGAGAGAAAAACAAGUGACUAUUCUUACCAGUUUUACUGAUGCAUUCAGAGAACAAGCAAUGAAAUACUAAAAAUAAAAUAUCAUAUAGAUCGCAAUACUUGAAAAAUCUCAUUCUGCACAAAAGGACCACAAUGGGAAUCAAAGAGGUAAUGCCUGUAGAAAACACAACCUGUGUGUGUCACCUUGCGUUGGCACUGAGCUGUUCAGUUUGGAAUCUAGAAAGAGGUAAGAGACUAACAUCAAAAUGGGUGCUGAUUCCAAGAUGCAGCAGAGACUGUAGUUUACAGCUACACAUUCCAGAACUUCUGUACUGUUUGUUUGUGUUUGUUGAUGCUCUAGUCUCAAAAGCACCCUGUUGAAAAACUCAGUUGUUCAUAUGCCCAACAAAUCUCCAGUAUCCUGCUCCGGUGGAAUGAGCAGGGCCAGAAGUGAUGGUUAAUGACGAGAGGUGUCCUGAAAAUCAAUUGCUUUCAGGUUAGCUGAAGGCAAGUUUGGAAAACCAUGGCUUAGAACUUUGAGAGCUAAGUUACUUGAACCUCAUUAGUUUGCUGCAAAGGAAAGGCCAAGGACAGGAGGCUGAUUGCAAAGUAGAUAGAAAACUCUUAAGACAAUCUUCAACUGCUUCCUAGCUCUAAAAUAUAUGUAUAUGUUAAAAAGGCAUAUGAACGCAAACCGUUCACGGUUUCUUAAAAGAAAGCACAAUUAAUUUUGUAUAGAGUCUGUUUUUAUUUUUUUAAUGUUUCUAUUGCAAAAGUCUAUCAGAUUUGAUGUACUUUUAAUACUGGGAUAUUUUGCAUGGAAGACCAUAUGGGAACUACCCUGAUGAUGUGAGAAAGGGAGGUUUUUAGUGAUUCAUCUAAAACCAGAUUUCGGUGAUGUUGUCAAACGUGAGUUCAAAUCCAGUAACUAAUCCCUUCAUGAAACACAAGGUUGGUGCCCCCCGUUGGAAGUUGUGACUAUGCUCGUGGUGGCCUCCCGAAUUUCGAAAGGAGGAAAUUUUACAGCUUGGGUCCCUUGAGUCCCCUUGAGCAUGAGCCUAAGGUGGGACCAAGCUCCCGUCCCCAGGCUUCGAUUCUGUUUCCACAGCAGUAUUUGCAGUUACACUGAGUUAAGGCUUCUCUUUGCUCCUCCACCUAGAUGCUGGGCUCCGUGGUCUCCAUGUUGAGGGCCGGGAUUUCCCUGAGAAAUCAGCUAAGCAGGAGGCCAGGGAAGCUGUUCGUCAUUUAAUUGAAUGUUAGAUGCAGGGGGUUUCAGAGCCCUUGCAAUCACUCUGUGUCCUCAUGGCACAGCCCCCUGGACUCUCCCGCUUUACAGACUAAUCCGAGUUUCAAAGUGUCCCAUAUCAGUUUUGAUUCUCAAAUGUUAAGUACGAAUCAUUCUCCUCAUUUAACAGAAAAUUGAACCUUGAGAGGUCAAGUGACUCAAGGUCAGUGGUCAUUAAAGCAGCAAAAUGUGGACCGAGCUCCAGCACUGCCCCUGUCCCCUCCAUGUGGGUUUGCCGUCCUUGGGUGGAUGGGAGCAGGUGUAUGUCUUUGCCCUCUUGGUUGGUUCUUACUGAGUCAGAACCUCAUCAAAUAUUUAACCAAUUCCUGGGACCUCCAGGUCAUAUCCUGAUAUGUGUCUGUAUCCAAUGUCCCUUUUUUUUCUGAAAAACAUUAAGAGAUAUUUUUAGCUACCACAAGGCACAGGCCACAUGGCCCACUGGUGUUCAAUUCUCUGAAUUCUUAUGAUGCAUUCAGAGAACAUCCUAAUGGCCUCCUCUUCCUCAGCAGAAUCCAUUUGAGGUUUAAAGUGUACUGCGGUUGCAGUUUGAGACUAGAAAAUAAUGUUUUUAAAUCUGUAGAGCACUUCUCGUGGCUAAUUUUCUUUUGACUUUAAUGUGCCAAUGUAAUUUUCUAAGGGUCUAUGCAUUUAUUAUAUCUAGAAAACUAAUAUAUAUAUAUACAUGCUGUAGGUGAAAAAUAUUCUCUUUUUUAACUAAAUAUUUUUCCAUCACAAGUUUAAAGAAUUGCUUGAUUAAUUAGGCCUUCAUUUUAAAGUAAUGCUUUUAUCACUACCCAGGACUGCUUCCUUUAUUUUAUUCCCAAAGCUAAUUAGCAUGGGAUAAUUACUCUGCUGUAAAAAUAGGCAAUUAAAAAAUAAAUUUAGCUCUUCUAAUUGGGGGCAGAAAAGAAAAGCAAAUUGUUUUUCUCAGAAAAUAUCUGUGGAAGCAGAAACAGGUGGUUCCUGACAAUUCUUGCUUUGGAGUUUGUCCUUAACCCAGCCCAAGCACGGUUAGGGUGGAAGGUGUCGCAGUAUCUUAGAGCCUGGCCCCUGGGGAAGGUUCUAGGCCAGCUGCAAGGAGAGACUAAGUGGUUCCGGGUCCCGUGGGCAGGUCAGAGUUGACCCCACACUCUCCUCCCUCUGUCCCCUCCCCCAGCCUUCCCACAACCACUCCCAGGUCUGCUGGCUCCUGUGCUCCCCUGGUCACCUGCACGUCCACCUGCGCACAGACCCGCUGCCCUGGGGAGUUGCCUCCUGUUCACUGUGUCUCAUCUUUUGGGGCCACUGCUUGCUUCUGUCCCAUCAGGCCCUCCCUUUACGGAUCCAAGUAGCUGGUAAGAUACUAACCCUCCCUGAGCCAGGUGAAACCAGAGCGUGUGCCCAUCACCUGAGGGCAGCCCUGCAGACCCCUGACCAAAGACCCCCUCCUGGGCAUCCCAGGGUCUGGGCCCGAGGGAAGGAACCACCUGCUGUUGCCUGUUGAUCAUGGCUUAUGUGAGAACCAACAAGUAUCAGCAGAGGAACUUGGGGAGCCCUGGCCUCCCUAAACAGGGUGGGAAUUCGUUAGGCAUGGCUGGCAUCCCAGCCCGACACCCUUCUUUCCUCCUGGGCCGCCGCCUCCGAGUCCUAGGGCUGGGGGUGGACAGACGCCACUCGGGCGAGAAAAGCAGGAGAGGAUCCCAGCGCCCUUGUCGGAGCCUCACAGGCUGAAGCUGCUUUCUACCCAGCCCUUCCUCCCCUGGAGGAAAACAGGCUGCGGGGCUUAGGGUACUGGAACAGCAGGGGUUCUGUUAACAUGUUUUGGAAUUUCUCCACUGGAGUCAACAGGAGAGAAGCAGAGACCUUUCUGCAUGGCUGGCGCAGGCUCAGCGAGCUGUGGGUUCUGCUGGGGGCGCCUCCACCCCCGCCCCGUCCGCCCUGACUGUGGAUGGGCACGGAGGGGAGGGACCGUGCUCUUCUCCCCCCGCGCCCACCUUCACCUUCCUUCCUUGCUGGCCCUGUGUUCCCUGGCUGGAAAAGCGUGCUACUUUGCACAUGUGCUAGGCUUUCAGCAAAGGCUUGUUGCUUGAAUAAACUUGCCACUUAGGGCAAAAAUCUCCGGGAGAUUGUAUCCACACGCUGGGGUUUAAAUAUUCACGGGUCUGUGUAAUGCCCUCUGCCCAUGAUUGCUGUGUGCAGUUGUCCUCCCCCAGGGGCAGUUAGUGGGUAGAUUCAGGACAACCAAGAUGGUCCCUGGCUCCACAGCUUCAUCACCACAUGGUGCCCAUAGAAACUUCCAGGAAUUUCUGAAAAUUCCCCUGGACAAGCUGUGGGUGGCAGGAAGCCCCUCAUCCCCCACCUGCCUCCCUGGACGCAUCACGCUAUCUCCCUGGCCUCUGCCCGCUCGUAUGUGGAUUCAUCCAGAGAGCAUGCGGGCACCCCGGCCAGGUGUGGACCCUUCCUUUCUGGCUUUCCUGCCCCAGCUGCUGACCAUGGGAGCCGCUUAGGAGGAAGCCUCACUGGGGCCCUCUAAAAGCAUGGAGAAGGGCCCCUCUGGUACUCGGUGUGAAUCUUCUCCCAUGUGUUAGUCACGUAGGUGGUAGAACCAGAGCGAGGGGAGGCUUUCCGUGAGCCCAUCCCACAAGGCAAAGAACCUGGCAGGUGAGGGGGAUACAGAUCUUGUUGCUCCAUUAGAGCCACGGCUUUUGCAAACUUGGCUUAAGUGGGGGCCCCUUUGCCUUGCAGCAGAGAGCACGUUACACAAAGGUACAGACUGUUAAAUGGUAUUUCAAUUUAGAUUGUUUUAUGUGCUUGUUAAUAAUGAAAACUAAGUUGGGACACUAGCGUUGUGCUUAACGUCAGGUCUGGUAGCUGGCGGGAGAAUGCCCAGCCGUCACAGCACUUCCCAACCCAGGGGAAGCAAGUGCCUGCCUGAAACUGGGAAAAGAGGCACUUUCCCCUGCUUCUGCCACCAGAAUAGAGAUGUUUUCUCCAUCAGGACAGGGAAGGCAGCUUGGGGCAAGGUGGAGGUGGUGUUGGAGCUUGGAUUAUUACACAUGGGCUUGGGUUGUAAACAUUCUACCUUUUCAAUGACAGGCGGGUCUCAGGUUCCAUUUGUCUCUGCUAAAUUCUCCAGCACUUCUGAGCACGUGGUGUCGUGGGCACAUGGCCGUGCUCAUUUACGCUUAAUACAUUGUGUGGUCUCAGUGUCCAGUUGUCUAAGUUGUGUGUCCUCUUCCCACUGCUCAGUCAGCAGGGGCUAAGAAUUUGCUCACUUCUGGUCGAGGAAAAUGUCUACCCCCUGCAUGUCCAGGGACAAUGCUGGGGCCAUGGGAGGCACGUCUGUGAGCUGAAAAUACCCACUGUGCCUAUGCGAACGGCGAGCCCUUGGCCGUGUGGCUCUUUUGUCUCUUAGAUUUAUGGGUCUGGGGUUGGCUGCUCCUUAGUUAAUAGUCACAAUGACAAGUACCAGCUUAGGCCACACCAAUUGCCACAGUUGCCAGAAUUCACACAGCUGCUGCUUAUUCAACACGUUGGUCAGGACGUUUCUAUAGAUGAGGCCAGUCAAAUCCUUAAUCCUGGAGUGUGUGGGUCCCUUCCACCCCCAGCUGGGAAACAAAUUUGUUAAGGGGUCAAGAGAGGGAGCAUACGGCUUUUGGUUUCUAGUUGCUCCGUUUGGUAUGAUCAGCCUUGGUGUAGAAGGGGAGGGUCUCAAACAACAGAGCCCCCUGCUGCCUCUCCAGAAUUCCCAAGAAAGGAGUUCCCAAGUCCAUCUCAUAUGGACACAUGGUCUUCUUUUGAACAGAAGGAACAAGUCCCUCCUACUACUAAAAAUGGGAUGCAAGCGAUGCAGCUUUGUUUGUCCAAAUAAAGUAUUCCAGUGGGGUUUUUCUGGCCACCAGGGUGUCUCUGCCCUCACCUUUCCAAGGUGCCCUUCUGAGCUGUAGACCCCACUAUCCACUUGCUCUCACAUGCAGCUUGAACCAGGGGCAUUCUGGCAUCUAGCCAAAGAGCUGUGGCAGAGCCACUGUGGCUGGCUCUCGGGGAGCCCCACAGAGGGACUGGGUGUCCGAUUUAGAGCCCACUUUCCUGGCAGGGUGUCCUCUGCCUGUGUCUCCCAUCCAGCAGCUGCCAGCCAGGAGUUGUUGCUCAGUGUCUGAACACAAAGAGAGCCUUGAUUACCUUGAGAGGAAAGAGGGCUGCCAGCCAGACGGGGCCAGGCCCAAGGCAGACGUGGCAGCUGCCAAGCAAAGGGCCAAGCUGGGAGGGCCCGAGCACAUCCAAGAUGCCGGAGAGGCAGACUGGGCAUGGGUCCCACAGGACCCCUGGAUCUUCCUUGGUGAGUCAGGGCUUACCAAGGAAGACGUACAUGGAACCGGAGGACCCUCAUGUCCAGAAAGAACCUACCAAAACCAAGAACUUCUGAGGCUGCUACACAUUGCUUGAGCCUCACAAGACAUUUCUGGCAUGCUGGGCUGAACACCGCCACAUUUGUCCAUUUUCUCUUACAGGCAAGCAGGAGCAAUGAGUUGAGAAGCUGUAAAUAAUGAAUCUUUAUCCCACUAUUUAUUUUUUCAAUAACUGACCUUCUGCACUGUGAAUGCUCUGUGAUAUGAGAUUCCUAGUUCAAUAAAACUAUCAUUAAAUUUGAAUGAAUUAAUAUUAUUGGUUGCUCAACACUGGCAUGAGUUUAUUUUUAUUGUGAAGAAAACUCUAGACUAAAUAUGAAUUACACCUUCAUAAAAAAUCUAGCAGUCAGUAUUGUGAUGCAAUAUAUCAAAAUCUGUACACUGUCAAUAAAAUAAACAAAAGCAAGUUGUCUUUCACUAUAUAUAGCUUCCAUUCACAUUUAAUUUUUGAAAGAAUUGCUUACACUGGAGUAACAGCCAUUUGAAACUAUUUCUGUUUACAUAUUGAGAGAAAAUAAACUUCAAAAAGAUUGAGGACUGGAGCUUCUUAAUGAUGAUGAUGGAUAAUGAAUAAAUCAGGGCAGAGCCCUCAUCACUGAUCUUGGCUAAUGUCCUUGAGUCUGGAUGCUCUGACCCUUCCCUGACCCACCAGCAGUGCUGGCUUCAUGGGGUGGGGUUGGAGACCUGUGCUCAGAAGGGCGCCAUACUUGGUUGUCACCAUCUUGAAACUCUUAAUGACUUGAAUCAAGAGGCCCCACAUCUCUACUUUGCACUGGGACCUGCAAAUUAUGUAGUCGGUUCCUGCUCAUCAGGAAUAAAGUUUAUGGGAUCAGCUCUUGUGUCAUGGGAUACUGAGGUUGGGGAAAGUGGUUCUGGUUAAUUCCUUCGUUCUACAAAAGGUUUCGGAGCCCCACCUGCCCCCAGAUCUCGUGCCGCUGCUGACUUGAACAAGCACGCACAUCACCAGGGGAUCUUGUUAAAAAGCAGACCCUGGUUCAGUCGGUCUGGGGUGAAGCCAGGAGGCUACAUUUCUCAGAAGCUCCAGGUGAGGCCAGUGCUGCUUGUCCACUUUGAGUAGCAAGAAGAUACUCAAAUGGGAUCUGAACACCGGUUUAUUAUCAAUCUGAGAGUUAGUGAAUAUAAACAUUUAUGGCGACAUGAUGAAUAAUUUUAUGUCUGAAUCUGUUUUGUUGUGCUUUUCGUAGUAAUUUGUUUUUAUUAAACUUGAUAAAAAUAUAA
Choloepus didactylus (southern two-toed sloth) is the source of this 9600-nucleotide messenger RNA. RefSeq names its product solute carrier family 24 member 4 (gene SLC24A4). Gene Ontology annotation, biological process: calcium ion transmembrane transport; sensory perception of smell; intracellular calcium ion homeostasis. Lineage: Eukaryota; Metazoa; Chordata; Mammalia; Pilosa; Megalonychidae. The coding region runs from base 291 to 2111 and encodes 606 amino acids. Gene Ontology annotation, molecular function: calcium, potassium:sodium antiporter activity; calcium channel activity. The record is from RefSeq and is a predicted model, not a curated record. The transcript has 17 exons. Gene Ontology annotation, cellular component: membrane.